Cheilinus undulatus (humphead wrasse) is the source of this 2391-nucleotide messenger RNA. RefSeq names its product ankyrin repeat and BTB (POZ) domain containing 1 (gene abtb1). Bases 201 to 1631 code for a protein of 476 amino acids. NCBI's taxonomy places the organism in Eukaryota, Metazoa, Chordata, Actinopteri, Labriformes, Labridae. Gene Ontology annotation, molecular function: protein binding. Gene Ontology annotation, cellular component: ubiquitin ligase complex; cytoplasm. The transcript has 12 exons. The record is from RefSeq and is a predicted model, not a curated record.
GUGAUAAGGGGACCCCCUUCGACCAAAACACUGAGCAGUCUAUCAGCUUGUAAACAACUGCAGGCAGGUGUGUCAGCAGCCAACUUUCUAAACCGUCGAUUUUGCAAUUUAAGUAGGACGCUCAACCAAAUCAUCCCUCACCUGUCCGCCAGACAGGCCGUCUCAAUGCAUCACAGAGGAGCGACAACACCGCAGAGAUCAUGGAUGUGCACGAUCUGUUUAUUAGCUGCAGAAAGGGCGACAUUUGCAGAGUCAGAUACCUUGUUGAACAGAGGGAUGUGGACCUCAAUGUAAGAGAUAAAUGGGACAGCACGCCUUUGUAUUACGCCUGUCUCUGCGGCCAUGAGGAGCUGGUCCAGUACCUGUUGGCUAGUGGUGCCAAGUGUGAAGCCAACACAUUUGAUGGCGAGCGCUGCAUGUACGGCUCUCUGAAUGACUCUGUCAGACGUCUGAUCAAAGACUAUAAAUGUGUCAGCGUCCGUGCCAUGCAGAGGGGGGAUUUCAACUACUUUCUGCACACGUUACUGGAGCAGGGUCAACACAGCGAUGUCAAGUUUCUGGUACAUGGACAGAUAUUUACGGCCCACCGAUGUGUCCUCAGCGCCCGCUCAGAGUACUUCACUGAUAUGUUUGAGACCAAGUGGAAAGAGAAGAACUUGAUCACCCUAAAACACCCUCUGAUCAACCCUGCAGCCUUUGGAGCCAUCCUGCAGUAUUUCUAUACAGGUCGAGCGGAUAUUGACAUAAGCCUUGUGGAGGACUGUAGACGACUUGCUAAACAAUGCAAAAUGACAGAUCUCAUUGAGGAGCUGGAGAAUAAAUGCAAACAAGUGUAUGAAUUUGUGUCAAACAAACCAGGAGUCUGUGUAAAGGUUCUCAGUCUGGACCCUCAAAGCUGCCAGCUUCAAGAGGAGAUGGCUCAAUUAGCAGACUGUGCAAUUCCCACUGAACUGAGGGUUGGAUUUGGUGAACUUCCUUUUAACAGAGUUGACAACUUCCCAACUUAUCCCGACAUCUGCUUCAAAGUGGAGACUUUCAAUUUUCUGUGUCAUAAGGCGUUUUUCUGUGGACGUAGUGAUUACUUUAAAGCCUUACUGGAGGACCACUUCAGUGAGGGGGAACAGCUGCAGUCCCAGCCCAGCACCCCAGUGAUUACUCUACACGAUAUUUCCCAUGAGAUUUUCAUCCAUGUCAUGUAUUACAUCUACACAGAUGACACAGAGCUGACAGCAGAGAAUGUGUUUGACGUGCUGUGCGUGGCUGACAUGUACCUGCUGCCUGGGCUGAAGCGUCUUUGUGGGAAGACUCUCGCUAAGACUAUAUGUGAGGACAACGUUUUAUACAUGUGGAAGAUGGCGAAGCUUUUCCGUCUUUCUCGGCUAGAGGAUCAGUGCACUGAGUUCAUGGCCAAGAUCAUUGAUAGGCUGGUGGAGCAGCCUGAGUUUGCAGAGAUGGUCAAAGAGGAUGCAGCGUCACUGGAGGAGCGCCACGAGACCGACUCUGUCCCCCUGGUAGAUGAGAUUCGCUACCACAUUGCCAGCAAUGUGCAGACGUACAGCGCGAUUGAGGAGGCCAAUCAGAAACUGGAUGCCUUGGAGGAGCUGCUUUGCAGCAUUAAUAUUGACUGCUGAAGAGUCAGCAGGUUUUGGUUUGUUACUGCCUCAGAGUUUGAGGUUAUUAAAAUGGAUGCUUAACAUAUUGUGAGAUUGGGGUAAACAAUUGUCUAUAUGUUUGUUGGUUUUAUUUUUGUUGCAGUUAAUUGUACUGAAUAUGUAUUUUCAGUUUAUGUUGAGGUGUUAAUGGAGGUGGUUGAGAAAAACUUUUUAUGCUGGCUGGUAAAAGCGAGACAUAUGUGAUUUUUUUUUGUGUGUGUGUGUAAAUUAUAUACGUUAAGUGGUUUUCAACAGCAUACCUUAGAACUUCACAUGCAUGAAUUUAUUUUAGGCAUUAUUUUAUUGUAAUUCUACAAUAGAUUAUAAUUGUAUAUUUAGCUCUUUUAAAAGGUAGCUACCCCAACCAAGUUAAAUGAUGAGCACUCACAGGAAACUGAAUUGAAUUUUAAUGUAAUGCUUAAUAAUGGCAAACGAUCACAUUUAGCACUCACACCUACUCCUUAAUGAUUUACAAAGUAUAUGUACAAGUGCAAAGUAUAUGUUGACCUCAAAAGUACUUUGUGACCUAACUCCUUAUUUAAAGUGACAUAAAUAUACACAAAUGACAGAAAGUGUGUAGCUUCUGAUUUAGGUUUUUGAUGGGAUAUACUUUAUUUCUGUGUCUGACAUUUAACAUUCCUUCAUAGCUCAUCCUAUGAUCCAGUACACCCUGAAACAAGUAUGAGCAAAUCUGUCUUGUCCAUUGUGUGCAAAAGAAAAUAAAACUGUUGAAAAAAUA